ACUGAAAUCAAAGGGUUAAUGCCUUGCUAAUGUCCUCGUGAAGGGAAAAAACGGAUGAAUCUCUUUAGUACGAUAUUAAACUCACAAACAACAGUGUUUUAAACGUAAUUUCAGGGAAUUUCUAUCGUCAUGUUUCGGUAGUUCCCUCGCGCACACUCACCCUUCAUCUCCACGGUCUUCAGUGUCUUUGACCGUGAACUGUUGGCUUUGGCAUGCGGCCUGAUUCCCCCCUCCUGCCUUCUGAUUGGCCGCCGCUAAGCGCCGACCUCCUGGAUGAACUAAGCGACUGGCUUUUGAUUGGACGAGAGCGCCGAGCGGUUGUGGGCUGAUGCUUUGUCUUUGCAUAUUCAUAAGCACCAUAGCGCUCCACUCCUCACCCACCGUCGGUUACUGGAUGAAUGUUAUCUUUCCGCGACUUUAUCGUCAGUCAUCAUUUUCAUUGGACUUUGUCAGCCUUUUCCGCGUUUAAGCGACACCAAGGUCGCAUUUUUAUCCGGUUACGACCCGGUCACGGUGCAGCGAAGCGUUGAUUGACGUGCGGAGGCCCCGCCCUGGCUUUAAACCCACCUGCUACUCAGCUGAACCGCACAAUCCCCCAGGGCUGUUUCAACACGAUUAAGACCGAUUUAUCAUUUGGUUAAACCAUCCGUUAUAUCUGGACCAUCCUGCCCAAGCAUAACCAGUUUACAUAAUCUCGUUCUUGCGAGCUCUCCGGGUCAACGUUUCCGAAAGACGGAUCUCUACCGCAAAGAUGAUGCAAAUAGUUGAUUCUCACAACCAAAAGAACUCCCUCUUCAACGCUAUGAACCGGUUUAUUGGUGCCGUGAACAACAUGGACCAGACGGUAAUGGUGCCAAGUUUGUUGAGGGACGUCCCGCUGGAGCAGGAGGACGAGAAGGAGGUGAAUUCUCCCCACAACGGAGACAUGUACGGCUCCUAUGUUCUCCUCAAAUCGAUCAGGACCGACAUUGAAUGGGGCGUGCUCCAAGCUGACGAAAGACGCAAGGAUAAGCACGGCGUGACGACGGCGACCCUGGACGUGGCCCGCGUCGAGCCGGACGACGAGAACUUGGAGAAGCUGUUUCGUUUUCACCUAAACGGAUUGCACACGGUGCUGGCGAAGCUCACCCGAAAAGCGAACACUUUGACGAAUAGGUACAAGCAGGAAAUCGGCAUUGGAGGAUGCGGGAAUUGAAACGAGUUUAAAGUACACGCGCACGAGAGGGUGCCCGCCGGGAUCGCAGCCAAAACCCCGUUGGCUUCUACUCAUCUCUCCCCGCCCCCCCCCCCCCGGACAGGACAAUUAUGACUUGUAGGGCCGGUUUACAAGUACCCUCGAUGUCCCCGAUAUUGUCUGGAUAUUAUUGGCUUGAAGACAGACUUGUAAAAUUAAAAUGCGGCUUUAUUUAAGAAAACACUAAAGCGAGCACUGUAUAGUAAGCAUUUCACACGAAGGCCCCUUAGUGUCUUUACAUUACAUUAUAUAGAGACUGUAACGUGUCGAUGUAAAAUCUCCAAUCGUGUAUGUAAAAGCACAUUUUAUUGCGCCAAAGUUUCGGAAAUUCUAUGAGACGUCGGUGCGCGGUGACGUCAUAAUCAAUGAAAUGGAAUCGCAUGAAGCUUCUGUUUGUCCUAUAGAAUGUUGACGGAUUCCAGGAGAUUGCGUCACAACUAGUUGUCUAACACUAAUGAUUGCGUUGUGUCGUGUCUUUUUUUCUAGCAUGGGUCAAGAAAAUAAACGUUUUGGUAAUAUGUGUA
Messenger RNA from Triplophysa rosa, 1758 nucleotides. RefSeq names its product MID1 interacting protein 1b (gene mid1ip1b). Gene Ontology annotation, biological process: regulation of lipid biosynthetic process. The coding region runs from base 752 to 1195 and encodes 147 amino acids. The transcript is spliced from 2 exons. NCBI's taxonomy places the organism in Eukaryota, Metazoa, Chordata, Actinopteri, Cypriniformes, Nemacheilidae. The record is from RefSeq and is a predicted model, not a curated record. Gene Ontology annotation, cellular component: cytosol.